UACCAGCAUUAUCAGCUGGUGAAGUUGCUUCUUUAUUCUAUGUUACCAGCGCCUCAUUGAACCUACGUGUGAAGUGUAGGCAUUGCAACGAGACUUCAUGAAAUGGAGCACGGAGAUGAAACCAGUGACGAAUUGCAUGACAGCAAUAUGUACGAAACAGCGUCAUUGCCCACCACAGAUCGAUUGACUAGAGCAACCAGUCCCCGCUCAAGCGCACCUUCCCAACAGCCCUGUACAGCGACCGAGCAACAUGCAUGUUGGAUAGCUGACCGUCUCUCGCUCAUCAAUUCGUUUCUCUUUCGUGUAAGAAUGGAACUGCGAGAAAUGUGGGGGCAGAGGGGACAUCUGGCUCUUGUUGAUGUGCCAGAUAAAUGGUUGUUCCAGGAAAGUGUGUUGCCAGAACAGUACGAUGAAGCAGUUGGUAUUUUGCACUGGCUUCUCAAGAAACAUUUUUGCAUACGUUAUCUCUCUAUUCAUCCAUUAUUGUUAUCAGAGCGCGGUGCAGCGCUCGCCAAUGGGCUCCAACAUAGCCCUUCCAUCAAGUCACUGAAAAUCAACUUCAAUAAGUCUGAAGUCACAAAGGCCCUCUAUGGCAGCUUGUGCACCCUGAGAAACCUGGAAUCAUUGGAAUGCUUGGCACCAGGGCACGAUCAAAGAGAAAUUCCAACCACCGCAGCGAUGCUCUUGCGAGUGUGUCCGUACUUAACGACACUCAAGAUUUCUGACUUCUGUAUGGAGGACGACAACAUGGCCAUCGCUUUUGCCGCAGGUCUGAAAGCAAAUUCAACACUGAGAGAGCUGUCUGUACAUGCUUCAAUAUGUGAAGCUAGCAGGCACGAGUUUGCAGAGUACCUGAAGACCAGCAGUUCAUUAAACAACCUCAGCAUUGUAGCAGGCAGUGAUGAAAGGCAAACCUGCACCUGCUGGAUGGCAGAAGGCAUCCUCGCCAGCAAAUCUGUGACAAAGCUGGAUCUCGGGAACAUUAAAUUUGACGAGGAGAGGGCCCAGCUGGCAGCGAGAGUUUUCACCGAAAAUCGAGUUAUGCAGAGCUUCAGUCUGAAGUAUUACUCGUCGGAAGAUCUGCAAAAGUGUGCACUUUAUUGCUGGCAUGCAUCACUCUCAAGCAACGACACACUCGAAGAACUCGAGCUUCCUAUGGACAUUUGGAGUGCGUGUCAGUGGGAUGAAUUCAUUUGGACUGCAUCAAGAAGGCCGUGUUUGAAGAAGCUUACUAUUAAUCAAGGCACAGAUCGGCAAAAGCUGCAAGGUUUGUGCAAGGUUCUCAGAAAAAGUGGUGCAGAAAAGAAAGUCUCUCUCAAGACUGACAUUUUUUUCACUGCUGCAAAUAUAAUCGAAUCUGCCGCACUCACAAGUGUCGCUUUGUUUUCUUUUGAUGAUCAGCUAAAGCAGCAGUUGUGCCAGCUGCAGACAUCUAAUCACAUUACAUCUGUAUGUAUUGGAGUCAGAACGGGUGACAUUUCUCUCUGUUUAGCCGUUGCAGAAUACAUCAAAGCGGCACCAUCUAUUCGAAAGUUGAGUUUGCAGUUGUGCACGCAAUCUGGCGACAUGGCCGACGACACAAAUAGAUCGUGGAAAGUGCUUGUCGAGUCGCUAUCUAAAAAUGUGACCCUGAGGGAGUUGGAAGUAAAUCUCCAAUACCGCAUUGGUUUUGAUGAAGAUGAAGAACCAGAUCAUAUUGCUCGGGGAAUCCAAGACAUCGAGGUUAUACCACAUGAAUUGGAGAAACUUGCUCGGGUGAUUAAGUCUGGUGAGAAGAUACGAAGGGUGCACUUCCGAGCCGAACACACAAGCCACAUGACUGCCUUCCUUUCGGAGUUAUGCAAGGACAUCUCAAAUGAGUUCGCUCUUGUCAGUGUUACUCUAGCCGGUUCCUUGGCAAUGGAGUCUACGGCAGACUGCUUCCAUGUAUGGGAAACAACACGUCGAAACUCUGGCCUGGUCACACGGGCUGCAGAAUUUGUCUCUGGGCACAGACUGGACAGGCGUUACGCAGCAGCCUUGGAAUUUGUUGCACGCUGUCCUCCUCUCCUUGAAGAGUUUGCACAGCAGCAGUCUCUCACAGUUGCGGAUGCCACUCUUACCAUUCGACGUUCGCUCGGGGAGCAUCGAAAGCGUGCACGAUUUCACGCGCCUCGUCGGCGUUGUCCGAGAGCGUGUCGUGUGCCACCCGAGCAAGGACAGCCACCCUCAACUGGAUGACCUGAAUGACGACUGCUGGAGGUUGGUGCGUCGCCACGUUACCCUUGCCAAUGUUGGAACAUGAACACGUUCUUCGUUUGUUAAUGGAUCCGUAGCGAGAGGACAACUUCAAGCAGUGCUUGCAACGUUUUCCAGUCGAAGUCUCUCUGUAAACCGAUGAACAACUGUACCUUCACACUGCCAAAGGACUUUAUAGACUUUCGCUAUGUUUUACGUGAUAAAAUGUUGUUGGACGAUCUGAAUGACUGCUAGGAAAUGGUGCGUUACUACCUUAUCCUUUGCAGCUGUAAGUGUGCACAAAACCUUCUUUAUUGGAUCUGUAAUGGGAGGGCAUUGUCUGUGUAAUUGGAUGAGCAACUGUUUCCAAAGAAUGCCGAUGUCUGCGUAUAUACUAUUGCUACGUUAAAGAUGUGAGACAUUGUUGUUUGUUUUUCAAGACUUUGUCACUUUAGUUAUUGAUAUAGCCCAUUAUGAUAGUGCUUUGGCCAAGCUCCUGCAACACCUUAUGCAAAUUUUUAUGGUGCCUGAACAGUGAAUCCAGGGGCUUCCACAGCUUUCACAAAAAAGAAAGUUUGUGAUUAGGAAGUGAUGUGUUGUCAUCUGCUCAUUGGGGAAGGUGCCAGGUUGUAUUGGCACAAGGAAUGGCCUAUGGCUUAAGGAGUAGGGAUGCAAAACGAUAAAUAAUAAAAAAA
Messenger RNA from Dermacentor silvarum, 2912 nucleotides. RefSeq lists its product as uncharacterized. NCBI's taxonomy places the organism in Eukaryota, Metazoa, Arthropoda, Arachnida, Ixodida, Ixodidae. The record is from RefSeq and is a predicted model, not a curated record. The transcript has 3 exons. The coding region runs from base 103 to 2220 and encodes 705 amino acids.